Molecule: messenger RNA, 411 nt
Organism: Paramuricea clavata
Lineage: Eukaryota; Metazoa; Cnidaria; Anthozoa; Malacalcyonacea; Plexauridae
Source: the annotation of a GenBank genome assembly
AUGGGGGCCCUGACGUUCUGGCUAAUGAUAUUGGGGAAUUUUUUUGUCCAGAAGAUUGAGCGCAUCCAUGCUGAGUUUGAUUCUUCUGCCCUUGAAACAGGCCAUUCGUCUAGAUCUGUCCCAGAAUUUACUGAGCUGAUGUCCCGAUUUGAUUCCUUUGACAUCUUAAAUGAAGAAAAUGUCAAAGACUUGAUAUCUAAAUCAAGUAAAAAAUCCUGUACUUUGGACCCAAUGCCCACUUCAUUGGUUUUAAAAUGUCAAGAUAUUCUCCUUCCUGUGAUUACCAGGAUGAUCAAUCUAUCAUUGCAAUCUGGUGUGUUUUGUGAUGAAUGGAAGCAAGCAUUAGUUCAGCGGCCACAGCUUAAAAAAUCAAAAACAUAUUUGAGAAUAUUCGCCCUAUCAGUAAUCUGA